Messenger RNA from Nematostella vectensis (starlet sea anemone), 990 nucleotides. Its product is annotated as radial spoke head 1 homolog. Gene Ontology annotation, cellular component: nucleus; motile cilium. Bases 183 to 833 code for a protein of 216 amino acids. The transcript is spliced from 7 exons. The record is from RefSeq and is a predicted model, not a curated record. Lineage: Eukaryota; Metazoa; Cnidaria; Anthozoa; Actiniaria; Edwardsiidae. Gene Ontology annotation, biological process: spermatid development; axoneme assembly.
UACCCAUAACUCAUUGCGCGUUUGCAAAUCACGAGAGUGAAAAACAGUUUUUUCACUCUUCAUUCCUCCCUUCGUUGAUUUCCCGAUUGCGAAUCAAUUGGAAAAAAAGGAAGUGUCUUUCCGAACCAAGCACGAUACAAGCUAGGUUUCUGGGAUUGUAGCGAAGGCAAAAAGAAGACACCAUGGACGAUUCAGAUGAGGAACUUCUGCAAAAUGCCGACAUUGGGGAAUAUGAAGGAGACCGGAAUGAGCUUGGUGAAAGGCACGGCCAAGGAAAAGCUCUACAUGGUAAUGGUGAUUUGUACACGGGCAGUUACUGGAACGGCAAGAGACAUGGCAAGGGGACAUAUAUCUUCAGAAAGGGAGCUAGAUAUAUGGGAUUUUACGAAAAUAACAAGAAAAAUGGCAAGGGGACAUUUACAUACCCAGAUGGGUCAAGAUACGAAGGAACAUGGUCAGAUGAUGAAAGGCACGGUGUAGGCACAUAUUUUUAUACCAAUGGAGAUACUUAUGAGGGGGAAUGGAGGAGCAACCGGCGUCAUGGCAAAGGCACCUACACUGAUGCUCACACCAAUGUUAAGCUUGAAGGUACUUGGGAGAAAGGCAAGCUGAACGGCCAUUGCAAAAUUAUCCACAGUGACCACAGAUUUGAGGGAGUCUUUGCCGAAAAUUUACCUACAGGUCCUGGCAAGUAUGUGUUUGAGAAAGGGUUUAUCCAGUACGGAUUGUACCACAUUGUUGAAAAGAAACAAAGCAAGUAUGAUGAGGAGGAGGAACCCACAAGGACCCCUAUCUGGAAAUGUGUGGCAUUGGAGGCUACAAUCCCUGUGUAAAAUGGCCCAGUAUGUCAGAGUCGUACAGUUUUUGUCAUUUUUGUACAACAACUAAAUUUAUGAGAACAUUUGGUCAAGUUUGAAACAUUUUAUAUAGAUUUUUAUUGAAAAUAUCAUUCAUAUUUGUAUGACAAAUAAAAUACUACAUUGAUACUAA